Nematolebias whitei (Rio pearlfish) is the source of this 3231-nucleotide messenger RNA. RefSeq names its product leucine-rich repeat-containing G-protein coupled receptor 6 (gene lgr6). Gene Ontology annotation, molecular function: protein binding; protein-hormone receptor activity. The record is from RefSeq and is a predicted model, not a curated record. The coding region runs from base 10 to 2805 and encodes 931 amino acids. The transcript is spliced from 18 exons. Gene Ontology annotation, biological process: G protein-coupled receptor signaling pathway. NCBI's taxonomy places the organism in Eukaryota, Metazoa, Chordata, Actinopteri, Cyprinodontiformes, Rivulidae. Gene Ontology annotation, cellular component: membrane.
CAGUCAGACAUGCUGCUUGUGAUUGCGCUUUUCUCCAUCGCGGGAGGACAUUGGGGGCUCAACCCUGGAGCGUGGGGGUACGAACAAAUCCAGGACAGACAGGGGCCAGCAGCAUCGUCAUGCCCGUCUCCCUGCCAGUGUGAAGAAGAUGGCAUCUUCAUCAUGGUGGACUGCUCAGAGAUGGCACUAUCAUCUGUGCCAUCCAACCUCAGCUCUCUCACCACAUACCUAGACCUGAGCAUGAACAACAUCAGUGAGAUCCAGCCCAGAGCCUUCCACCGACUGCACCUGCUAUCAGAACUGCGUAUCUCAGGGAAUCAACUGAGAUAUAUCUCAGGCCAAGCUCUCCAAGGUCUACACAACCUCAAAGUCUUGAUGCUGCAAAACAAUCAGCUGGAGAGACUUCCUGAUGAUGCUCCAUGGGACCUGCCCAACCUGUUGUCCUUGCGUCUUGAUGCCAACCUCUUGUCUGAUGUUCCAGCUGAGGCCUUUAGAGGCGUUCACUCUUUAAGACACCUGUGGUUGGAUGACAACUCCCUGACAAAGAUCCCUGUGGUGGCUCUGGACUCUUUGCCCUCCCUGCAGGCAAUGACGUUGGCCCUCAACCAGAUCACACACAUCCCGGAUUACGCAUUUACCAACCUCUCUGCCCUUGUUGUACUGCAUCUCCAUAACAAUCGCAUACAGAGCAUGGGCUCAAGAUGUUUUGAAGGUCUGCACAGCCUGGAAACACUGGAUUUAAACUACAACGAUCUGCAGGAGUUCCCUGUGGCCAUCAGGACGCUGAGCAAACUUCAGGAACUGGGCUUCCAUAACAACAAUAUCAAAGCCAUCCCUGAGAGGGCCUUUGUGGGAAACCCUCUGCUCCAAACCAUUCAUUUCUAUGAAAACCCCAUCCAGUUUGUUGGGAAAUCCGCUUUCCAGUUCUUACCAAAGCUACACACGCUCUCCCUAAAUGGGGCAGCCCAAAUUCAAGAGUUCCCUGAUCUGAAAGGAACGACCAGCCUGGAGAUUUUGACACUGACUCGGGCUGGUCUCUCAGCUCUCCCUCCGGAUCUAUGUGAGCAGCUGCCUCGCCUCAGAGUGCUGGAGCUGUCCUACAACCAGAUUGAAGAACUUCCCAGCUUUUACCGUUGUUCAGCCCUGCAAGAAAUAGGACUACAUCAUAAUAAAAUCAGAAGAAUAGAGUCCACCACCUUCCAGCAGCUCACCUCUCUCAGAGCUCUAGAUCUGAGCUGGAACGUGAUCGAGAGGAUCCACCCAGAUACCUUUGCCUCCCUUCACUCGUUAAUAAAACUGGACCUCACUGAGAACCAUCUCACCUCUUUGCCAGUUGCUGGUCUGGGAGCCCUCACACAUCUCAAACUGAAGGGGAACAAAGAAUUAUAUGAAGCUUUCAGUCCUGAUAAUUUUCCCCACAUGAGGGUGAUCGAGAUGCCUUAUGCCUACCAGUGCUGUGUAUAUUCAUCCUGCGAUAGCUACAAGCCAGCCAGUCAGUGGGACACAGAACCGAGCAACACACAUGAAGAUCUACACAAGAGGACAGUAGCCAUGUACCCCAUCCACACUGACACCCACUAUGAUCCUGAUCUGGAGGAGUUCCAGCUGGAAGUCGAAGAAUCUAAACUGCAGACCAGCGUUCAAUGCACACCCACACCUGGUCCUUUCCGUCCGUGUGACUCCCUGUUGGGCAGCUGGAUAGUCCGCGUUGGCUUGUGGAUCAUCUCACUAGUGUCUCUGCUGGGAAACUCCAUCCUGUUCCUGUCCCUGUUUGGCUCGCCUGGCUACUUGUCGCCACUUCGCUUCACUGUGGCCUGCAUGGGUGCUUCCAAUCUCCUGACGGGGGUGUGCACCUGCACUCUGGUCCUUGUGGAUGCUCUUACUCUGGGAGAAUUCAAUCACUACGGAGCACGCUGGGAGGGCGGACAUGGUUGUCAGGCGACAGGAUGGGUCUGGGUGUUUGCGUCUGAGGCGAGUGUGUUGCUGCUGACUCUUGCGGCAGUGCAGUGCGGUGUAAGUGUGACCUGUGCCCGUGCCUAUGGAAAAUCCCCAUCCCUUGGGCGUGUGCGCACAUGUGCAUUGUUCUGCCUUACUUUGUCCCUCACUCUUGCCUCUCUCCCACUGUUAGGUGUGGGAGAGUAUGGGUCUUCCCCUUUCUGCCUUCCUUCACCCUUGCCUACUACAUCUGUGCACUUCCCAUCCUCCCUAGGCUUUCCUUUGGCGCUCAUCAUGAUGAACACCCUGUGCUUGCUCAUAGUCACAGGUUCAUACAUCCGCCUCUAUUGGGAGUUACUUCGAGGAGAAUGUGAGGGUCUGUGGGACUGUGCUAUGAUCAAACAUGUUGCCUGGCUAAUUUUCACUAAUGGUCUCCUCUAUGUACCAGUAGCUUUCCUUUCCCUUUGCUCUCUUUUGGGUCUCAUCUCUCUGGGGGAGGAGGUCCUGAAAUCAGUCCUUCUGCUCCUGCAGCCACUGCCUUCAUGUCUCAACCCUCUCCUCUUCCUUCUUUUCACAAGAGACCACACUCAGAUUUUCUCCUGGUCUCGCCCCAAAGCACGCCCACAACUGCGUCGAGACCGCACCUUGGACUCGCUGGUUUCUGUAGCCACAGAGAAGAGCUCCUACUCCGAUUCCUCCACUCAGGUGUCACUGACUGAUGCUGAUGCCAUGUACUGCGUUGGGUCGUCUCCCCAGCCCAAAAUGGACCCAAUCCAAUUUUCCAGCUGCUCCUCUACUUUGUCUGUUCCGCUCAUUCCUUGCCAAGUGCCCACUCUCACAGCCAGAGAAAGGGAGAGGGUGACUGAAUGAAGUCUGAGCAAUGUGCGAAGUGCUCAGAUUGAGAAGCAACUCAUAAUACUACCCUCUCUGUAAUGUGCCUUCAAAACUCACCUUACAUCACCAACCCUCCCUGUCAGCGGUCUCAAAAUCUGGGAAACGGUGAUUUAAGGACAAUUAUUUUAAUGCAGCAGGAAACCUUUAUGGGCCAUAAACCGAAAUGUUCCUUAAAAUCACUAAAUGAAAACUGAUGAUUAACUGAAAAGAUGAUGAGCGAAUAAAAAGUGGGACAAAAACUGCUUUUACAGAAAAAAAAGACCUCUAGGACAUGCCAGUACUGAUGAACUCAAGAUUCCUAAGAACUAUCCAGCAGACUGAGUCAAUCGACGUUUUGAUUAACGAAGAGAAAUUUCAAACAAAGCUGGUUUUUCCAUGGACAAUCAAAGAAAGAUCUAAAUC